Messenger RNA from Fonsecaea erecta, 1275 nucleotides. RefSeq lists its product as hypothetical. Lineage: Eukaryota; Fungi; Ascomycota; Eurotiomycetes; Chaetothyriales; Herpotrichiellaceae. Gene Ontology annotation, biological process: carbohydrate metabolic process. The transcript has a single exon. The record is from RefSeq and is a predicted model, not a curated record. Bases 1 to 1275 code for a protein of 424 amino acids.
AUGUUUCAUUUGAUAUAUAAGGGCUAUGGUGGCCCCGUCAAGGCCCUGUUGCUUCUUGGGGGCAUCAGUCUCAGAUAUGCAGAAGCUUCCCAGAAGACCCUAGGCUCGACGAUGAUCAACCCGUCAAACAUGUCUCUUAUCCCAGAAGGAAACUCGACCACCCUCGGCAUCACCCAGGCCGCCAUCAACGUCUUCCUGGCCUCGCAGCAAGACGACGGGCUGAUCGCCGGCCUCGGCUACUGGCAAGUCGCUAACGGCUAUACGGCCAUUGCGCUGCACGACCUCUGGUCCAACAACAACAACAACACCACCUCUUCCAACAGCGGCAUUCUGGAAGAGCUCAUCUCCAAGGUUGAAGUGAAUAACACAAACUGUAUCAACGACAUGAACGAUGACUCGAUGUGGUGGGCCGUGUGUUCACUCGAGCUCUUCGAUCUUACCGCCUCCCCAAGCCAUCUCACCGUCGCCGAGGCCAUCUGGGAACACGUCAACCAUUUCGUGAUUCCCGCGGGCAAGUAUGUCAUCAACGGCACCGACAUGGGCGGCGGGGUGAUCUGGUCCAGCAAGCCGAAUGAAACCCAGGUCAACGCGGUCACCACGGGCCUCUACGCGGAGCUGUCAGCGCGGCUGGCGUCUCAACAGACGAACGAAACGUACCGAGAAGAGUUCCUCGCCUCGGCCAUCAACAGUUUCUCCUGGAUCUUGCGCAGCAGGUUCGAUCAAGACGGCUAUGUGGUCCUGGACCACGUCGACCUCAUCACCGGCGAGAGUUAUAAUUGGACAUUUACAUACAACACAGGCCAAGCCAUUGCCGCGUCCGUCGCCAUCUACAAUACCUUGAGAGCGAAGGACCUGGACCUGAUCCAGUCCGCCACAACAGAAGCGUACCUCGACCUGGCCUGCAACAUGGCGAGCCACGCCCUGAACCGCAGCAGUUGGGUCGACGUGAACGGCACGCUCACCGAGCCGGGCGCCUAUCCCGGCACGGGCCCGGACAAGAAGCCCGCGUGGCAGAACGACGACGCCAUCGGCUUCAAGUCCAUCUUGCUCCGGAGCCUGGCCAAGCUGUACAGGGUCCUCGUCCGCGACGACACCCACCCGGAGAUGCAGACGCAGUUGGUCGAUUUUAUCCAGACGCAGUUCCAGAGUCUGCAGCUCCGGGACACGAACGGGCAGGGCCAAUACGGUCCCUGGUGGGAUGGCCCCAUGGAUUUGCCGACCAGUCACUCUCAGAUGGCAGCACUGGAUGUGAUGGCGGCAAUCCAUGCCGUGUGA